Messenger RNA from Paramormyrops kingsleyae, 4146 nucleotides. RefSeq names its product nuclear receptor binding protein 2a (gene nrbp2a). The record is from RefSeq and is a predicted model, not a curated record. Gene Ontology annotation, biological process: protein phosphorylation. NCBI's taxonomy places the organism in Eukaryota, Metazoa, Chordata, Actinopteri, Osteoglossiformes, Mormyridae. Gene Ontology annotation, molecular function: ATP binding; protein kinase activity.
GGGACCCAAAUGGUGAAAGAUGUGUGUAGGUUGAGUAAAAGGGGAUGGCUACUGAUAAAAAAAAAUAUCGUUUCAAUAACAAUGCGGGCUUUGGAGCGUUUAAGGCGUUGAAUUUAGAGUAUGGUCCUGUGCGCCUAUAGUACGCAUGUAGCUCUCUUAUUGAAUGCAACAAAUUAAGUCGUGAUCAGUUAUUUUAUAAGCUAGUCGGUAUAAUAGUUUUUACGCAGCUUAAUUUAUAUAUGCAUGUAUGUGUGUACGUAUACAUUAAUAUAUUGGUUUUAAAGUAUCGUUGUGCAUCGCAGCUGCAUCCAUUCAAUGUAAUUGUGUAAUUUAGAGUCCGCACGUCGGCAAGUAUGUUACACCGAUGAUCAAGUCGACUUCUCAGUAGUUACAUGAAGAACAAGCAACGAAAGUAAUCAAGAAAAAAUAAUAUGUUACUGUAAUUUAAAAUAAGACAAGCAAACUAAGGAGCAUACGGGCUAAGAUGACUAUGCCUGUCCCGGAGAGGAACUCGGGCUCUGGGGUAAAGGAGGAGGAAAGUGAAGAUGAGAGCGAGAUCCUGGAGGAGAGCCCCUGCGGCCGCUGGCAGAAGCGGAGGGAGCAGGUGAGUCAGGGCAAUGUUCCGGGUAUUGAGACUGCCUCCUUGGCCAUGGACACAGAAGAGGGAGUGGAAGUGGUAUGGAAUGAAGUACAGUUUUCUGACAAGAAGGUCUUCAAGACACUGGAGGACAAAAUCAAGGAGAUGUUUGAGAAUCUGAUGCAGGUGGAACACCCCAACAUCGUCAAGUUCCACAAGUACUGGCUAGACAUGAGGGAAGGUCGAGCAAGGGUGAUCUUCAUCACAGAAUACAUGUCAUCUGGCAGCCUGAAGCAGUUUUUGAAAAAGACGAAGAAAAACCACAAAACUAUGAACGUCAAGGCAUGGAAACGAUGGUGCACCCAGAUCCUCUCGGCCCUUAGUUACCUGCAUUCCUGUGAUCCUCCCAUAAUCCAUGGCAACCUGACCUGUGACAACAUCUUUAUCCAACACAAUGGACUCAUUAAAAUUGGCUCAGUGUGGCACCGACUGUUCGUCAAUGUCUUCCCAGAAGCGGUACACGGCAACGUGCAGCACCACCGGAAUGACAAGCGGACCAUGCACUUUUUUGCUCCGGAAUAUGGCUUGACUGAAGAUGACCCUGCUAUUGACAUUUUUUCCUUCGGGAUAUGCGCCCUGGAGAUGGCUGUCUUGGAAAUCCAAGCCAAUGGAGACACUGUAGUGUCUAGUGAGGCCAUAGUACAUGCAGGACAGUCUCUUGAGGACCCACUCAUGAGGGAGUUCAUCCAGUCAUGUGUGCGCUCUGUGGCUAACCUGAGACCCACAGCGCACAACCUGCUCUUCCACCGUGUACUGUUUGAGGUCCACUCUCUCAAACUGCUGGCUGCCCAUUGUUUCAUCAACAACCAGUACCUUCUUCCUGAGAAUUGUGUGGAGGAGAAAACCAAGUCAAUUGACCCGAGUGGCAUCAUGGCUGAAAUCAAGCACCGUGGCCGUCCGGGAGUGCAACUCAAGUACUCUCACGUUUCCCCUCUGGAGCUUGACAAAUUCCUGGAGGAUGUGAAGAAUGGGAUCUACCCCCUGAUGAAUUUUGCCUCUCAGAGACCCCAUCCAGUUCCACGGGCUCUCUCACUAACCCAGGAGCACAUGGAGACAGGAGUAAAGACCCCCACCCCAGAGCCACAGGAAAUGGAGACCCGAAAAGUUGUCCAGGUUCACUGUAAUCUGGAGUCCAUUGAUGAAGGGACCAGAUCUCAUCUCUCGAUCUUCCUAAAGAUGGACGACAAGCUUCACCGACACAUUAGCUGUGACGUUCUGCCCACUGACAGCCCAAAGGACCUGGCCAAUGAGCUUGUACACUAUGCCUUUAUCUGUGAGGAGGACUGUGAGAGACUGACAGGAUUUCUACAAGAAGCCUGGACCAAACACUGGUCUUCAGAUCGGGGCUCUUCUGGCACAACAGCAGCAGCAAACUGAGCUGUGUGAGGAGCGUGUGUGAACCAUCUACAGAAGCUGUGAUGGACUUGCUACGUUGCUCAGAGUUGAGGAUAAGAUGCUGUGAGAGACACUGGGGAAGCACUGGUGGUGGAAAGAGUGGAUGGAGUCUUAGCCCAAGUCCAGCAUAGGCUACACCAGAGAGGGAAGAGCUUUCAGAGUCUCCUUCUGCCAUUUGAAAUCCUUACUUCCAGUAAGUGAACUGAGCAUCCCUCACAAUGCAGCAAGAUGGACAAGGUCUCCCUCAUUUUUUUUAAAAAUAUAAUUUUUUAAUUGAGAUAUGUGACCCAUUUUCUGUUUUUCCUGAAGAACGUGUUACGAGUGGAAAGAUUAUAGAGGUGCUUGAGCAUGUAUAAAUUUACAUGAGACACUCUUGUGCAAAGCUACAUGCAAGUAGAGCACGGUCAUCCCUGGGGCAGGUGGGGUUAGGGGCCUUGAUUAAGGGCCCCAUGGUGACGUGAUUACUCUGCCAGUCAGGGGAUUUGAACCCACAACAUUCCAGAAAUGGGGGUUGAGGCCAGACUUGUUAAGCUACACCCCACACCUUCACCUAGAGAUUUUCUUUCCUAUAUUUCUGGCUGUGAAUUCCAGAAGGUCCAUCACAUUGUCUUAAUUUGUAAUUGAAAAAUUAAUUUGUGAAAACAAACAGCAGGCGACUUAAAGUCACCGGUCACACCUUAACUGGUCACUAAAGAAUGUAUAAUUUUCUGAUGCUCUUGCGGAUGCUGUCUCUACAUUUUAAGUUUAAGUAUCAAAAUAGGGAACUGGCAUUUUUAUUUUUAUUAACUGACUUAAAUCGUAUGGACCCACAGAUGUUUGUAUUCAAAUAAUAAUAUGGAACAAUCUUAAUAUAUUUGUGCAUGAAUCAUUAUGAAUAUGAUAUGAACAAUAUUAAUCAUGAGGGCAGCGCUGUGGGCUCACAGAGUUGUUCCUCCUCUCUGCGAAUGGAGUUUGCAUGUUAUCACAUGUUCCCCUAUUGCGUGGGUUUCCUUCCACAGUCUAAAGACAUGCACUUAGGCUGAUUUGUGUCUCUAAAUUGCCCAUAGAGCAUGAUUUUGUGUGUAUGUGCCCUUUGAUAAACUGGCAUACCAUCCAGGGUAUACCCCAGCCCCAGAAUAGUCAGUCAGAUGGAUACAUGCACAGCAUUUCCCUUUUAGCACCCAAAAAGUUUUUGAAUUUUUUUUUCAUGAGAAUAUAAAUAGAGCAUUACUUCCUACAAGCAUUUACUACAUGGCGCUGGAGAUUAUGUGAUGCUACAUAUUAUGCAUUUUACUAAAAGCGUCUUUGACUAUAGGAUGUAGAAGCACUCUAUCCCUUUUGUUUAAUAGUAAACCUGAGCAUAAAAGCUAUGGAUUCCUUGAAUUGAUACUUUUGAGUAAUACCAACAUUCCAGGACCUAAAGGACACAGCUACAGCUGAGGCGGGAUCCUGAAUGAUCCGGGAAUCAUCUUUACAGCCCUCAUACUGUAUAUAACGACAUAAACAUGUGGAAAAAUAUGAGAAAACAAGUUUUACAUUUUGAGAAAAUAACAUAAUAGCUGUUCAUAAGUUAGCAGAACUGCCAACCAGUUAGAAAAUAGGUGAUUGUAACAUGGCUAUGAAGGAAAUAGCAGGAUGGUUGCCUUUUUGAUUUUGUCUUAAGCAAACUGAAUACUAAUAUUGCAGUCAGGGCUGAUGUAUGACAGGCUGAGAAUGAGUGUCUUACAACAUUCAGUCAUCACUCUUUUUGUGACCUACCAAUACAUUGGGAGACAAAGCCUAAUGCUAACCAGACGCUGCACUGACAUUUCCAUCUGCAUGUUACUGGUUUGCUGUCUUGGCUCCCUGCACUGCUGGCUGCCUUGGGUUUGCAUAAUGUGGCAAAUACUUCAGAUGGUGGCAUAUUGUCAGCUACAGAAACACGUGUUUGUAUUCCACCGACCCUUUAAAAUGCCUUAGACAUCUAAUAUGGUACAUAGUUGAUAAAGAAAGGGAAUGUAUGAGACAGGAAGAACUAUACAUUUAUAUUGCCUGAUUACUGCUUGUCCUCGUGUAAGAUAUUGUACAGUGUCAGAGGUAUUUAUUAUUAAUAAUGAUAAUGAUAAUCAAUAAAAGAUAACAUGGGGCUUUUGGCA